AUGAUUUAAGAUUAAUUUUUGUAAUUAUUGAAGGACAAUUAAUUGAACAAUUAAAUAUGUGAAGCAUACUUAAUCCAAAAACAGUAAAUAAUUAAGUAAUAUUCUAUUAUAUUAUAAGUAAUAUAAUAUCAUAUUUUUCCAAUAUUAUUGUUUAUGGACCAAUUGCCUUAUUAAAUGCAGAAUAAAUUUGUUCCACAAAAUUAUCAUAACAAUAUGUCACUGUACUCAGAAAGAAUUAUGAAACUUUAUUAUGUUUAAAUGAAUAACAAGAUGACAAAAAAUUAAUCUCUUAAACUUAAGAUUCUUUUAAAACAUAUUUUUAAGAAUAAAUACUUGAUCACUAAUAUUUAAACUUUUUGAAUGAUUUGAAAGAUAACCCAUAUAUUUAGAAUUUAACUUUAAAUUAAUGGUUAGAUUAAAUUUAAGAGUUCAUUGAAAUCUCUACUAUUCAAGAAGUAUAUUAAUUUAUUAGUAAUUUAAUUAGAUAAACUAGACUUAAGUAUUGAAAGAAUAAUUUUAGAGCGGAUAUUAAACAAAAGAGAGGAAAAGGUUUUAAUAAUUAUAUUUUUAGUAUUUUCAAUUAUGAUGGUGAUGAAGAAAGAACUCCAUAAUAAAGUGAAGAAGAUGAAUAAAAUAAGAAUAAGGUAUAUAAUAUUAAAUCAAUAUUAGUAUUAAAAAAGCAAAAAAGAUAAAGAUAUUCAAAUUGAAGAAGGUGAUGAAGAAGGUUAUGAGGCAAGUAAUUCUGAUCAUAAAACUAAAUAAACCAAAAUGACUAGAAGAAGAAGAAAGUAAACUAAUAAUUAAGAGUUUGAUACCGAUAGAGAAAAUGUAAUAUUUAAUUAAUAAUAUAGAAAUAAAAAGUUUGA
Molecule: messenger RNA, 866 nt
Organism: Paramecium pentaurelia
Lineage: Eukaryota; Ciliophora; Oligohymenophorea; Peniculida; Parameciidae
Source: the annotation of a GenBank genome assembly